AUGAAGAGAAAGAUAGAUUUGGUUGAAGAAGAAGAUCACGAGAGUGAACAUGAAGAAAGCGAAAGUUUUGGUGAUGAAAGCGAGGAUGAAGAACCAAGAAUAAAAGAAGAACCGAGAAUAAAAGAUGUUUUGAGUCAUCUUUCCCGAGCAGUGCCGGAAAAGCGUGCUUCUGAUUUGCUGCAUAGUAUGGCUGCGUCCAAAGAUAUUCUUUUCUGGACCCCCAGCGGACAAUUACUUCGAAAUAAACGCACUAUUCCCCGUCACAAACAUCGCUGAGCUAGUUGAGUAUGUGUUACUCCCUCAUAACAAUGAGGUUACCAAGCCUCGUGCGCUGAAUACAUUUCUAGAUGGACUGGCAGAGUUAGGAAUCGAUAAAGGUUUAAUCAAGAACAAAAAGUUGUUAAGUGAUUUAAUAGAAAAGGAAAAAGGCUACCAAAAUGUAGAAAAUACUUCCGAUAACGAGAGUAAUAAUGAGGAGAGUUCAUCGGAUAUUGAAAAUCAGGAGGAGGAGGAGGAAGUGGCUUCUGAGAAUGGCAUUGAA
Porites lobata is the source of this 541-nucleotide messenger RNA. Lineage: Eukaryota; Metazoa; Cnidaria; Anthozoa; Scleractinia; Poritidae. The record is from the annotation of a GenBank genome assembly.